AGAUGCUCAUCAUACCUCGACGAUGGAAAUGUUGUAUGAUUGAUUCUCCGUGGUAACCCGUUUCAGAAUCUUUGCGGGAAAGCCUCACGAUACAUGAUGUGUAUCGACGUGUGCAGAACCAUGGGUACAUAACUUAUAUUGGGUCUUUUUCUGCGAUGCGUAUUUGUGUCAUGUAGGUAAUGGGGAUUGAGGUCAAAGCUUGUGGCGAUGUGGCAGUCACUCCAUCGUCUCUUUCCGAUGGUUUCUCCAAUUCUGUCAAUUCGAGGCUACCAGGUUUAGUGGAAAUGUUGGUUUUUCUAGUCUGACCGUUUAGAUUUUAUUGCUCUGCAGAUUGACGUUGUUUUUUUCGGACUUAGGUUUUAUGGAUAGUUUUAGGUUUCCAAUUGAGCACAUUGGGUAGUCAAUCCUUAGUAGCUAAUUUUGUGUCUCUCAUCUCUGUCAUGGAGCUCAAUUGUAAUAGCAGAGUCGAAACCUCAUGAGAACCAUGAGGUUGCAGUUGUUAUACUACGUCCAUGCUAUAAGUGAUCCCAUGUGAAGAUUUUGAAGCUUUCCCCGUCCCUCGAAUGUUCAUGAGCAAAAAUUGGCAGCACUAAUCUCCAGCUGAGACCACUCUACAUUAUUCCAGGGGCUAAAGCCAUGGCAGCUAAUCCCAGUUUUUCAUCCGGUACUGCCAUAUUAGCGUGCGCGGCGAUGGCAGUGCUCUACGUGGGCAUGCUUUACACCCCCAGCCUUUUGUUUCGCCUGCCACCUGCACGAACCAUCAACGAGCAUUACAUUCGGCGGUUUACGUGCUCGGUUGUUGCCUCCGUCCUCGCCUCUGGACUCUGCUUCUGGCUUUUAGGUUCACCUAUUGAUAUGCUCCGAAAUGGUGACCUACCAGCAGCACUCGCCGUACUUGGCAUUCGAAGAGACCAUGUCUGGCAGGCAACACUCUAUCCCCUACUCUUGACUGCUCUGCUAUACCUUGGCCCCCUGGUCAUGACAGCUCUGAACACAGACGAGAGGCUUGAAGAUGAGGCGAAAGUAGAGAUGGGGUUUAUUCAAGGCCUCUUUACCAGGACGAGAGAUAAUGUAAUUUCCUUGACUACCGACAUAUUUGCAUGGCGCAACUACAUUGUGGGGCCACUUACUGAGGAGUGGGUGUUCCGAGCUUGCAUGGUCCCAGUAUUAUUGUGUGCGGGCUAUUCUCAACUCAAAGUCAUGCUUCUGUGUCCACUGUAUUUUGGCCUUGCUCACCUGAAUCAUUACUGGGAGACGGUGUAUCCCGAGAAUCGAAAUCACAAAAUUGCGGCACUCAUUACAGGUUUUAGGUUUGCAUACACCACUAUUUUUGGUUGGUACGCAGCCUUUCUUUAUCUUCGAACAGGACAUCUGGUAGCUCCCUUGGUGGCUCAUAUAUUCUGCAACGUAAUGGGUUUGCCAGCUGUUGGUGAUGCCCUCGAAUCGCCGUAUAACAAAGUGAUAGGAUUGACAUUUCUUGUAGGUUUGGGGAGCUUCAUUUGUCUUUUAAAUCCAGCCACAUCACCAGCCCUGUAUGGUUACAUGCCCGGUCAGUGUUUACCCACUGCUUCAUGACAGUGCGGAAAGCCUGAUCUAUGCGGCUUUUCAAUGUUGACUUUUUAGCUGAAUAGUGUGUUCCGAAUUUUUCAAUGCUAGUACAGUAGAUUAUACAACAGCAUAAUCCGCAUUGUCAGGCGUGGCGCUGAUUGGCAUAAGCGUUAGAAGCAAUGCCAAAUGUUUCAGAACUUGCACCAUCGCCAGAAGUGGACAUCGUUUGAGAGAACGUGCCAUACCUCUGAAAAGCCUCUUUUCAUCAGCAUGCAAUUGUUCUAGAAGUUGUAGGUCGUCAGAUCUGUCCACCGAUUACAGAAUAUACUUACACCAUUUCAUUGCGACUUGAUGGAAGGUCUGUUUCUAAAUUCCUAUGUCCUGAUUUUGCGUCUUGCUAACAGAUGAAAAAUCUAGCUGGGUAUUAUUAUGUUUGUUGCUACGUAGGAUCCCGAGAGACAUCUGUAAACUAGGUGGGGCCGCUUGAAUCUCACAUAAACUUGUGUUUGCUAGCAGGGGUGUCAGCACUGUGAAGCUUUCCGGGCGAUCUUCGUCCUACUGCCUUAACAGUUGCCUUAACACUCACGUUGUUCUGAUCAGUUUGUAGAAACUGAGAUUAGCACUCGUAUCAGACAUGGAAAACGUAAGCUGCAGGACUGGAUAUUCCAUUGUGUCAACCAGUUGCAUAUGUAUUUUGCGGACUGGAGUUUGGUUGUAGAGAUCCUGUUGCUGCGAUUCUGUGUUUCAUGCUAGUGAUCAAGAAAUGGGUUCGUUCUGGUCAUUGAAUCUAAAAUUGAGGAAGCUCUGUGCACAACACUCCACGACGAUUCUUCCAGACUUCCGAAAUUUCAAUACGGUGAACAUUCAGAGCCUAACUUUUCCUACCGGAGUUGAAACGAAGUUCACCUUCUGGAGUGUUAUUGGUCAGAAGCUACGCAUGUUCGAUGUCUGAACACUGUAAUAGAUUUUACAUGCCAUUGCUGUGUUGGCUACUAACUAGUUGAAAGCUCACGCUUUGUGAAUGCAUUGGAUUUUAACAUUGUACCUGAAUACCAAUAAAGUUGCACCUUCAAGCUC
Physcomitrium patens is the source of this 2625-nucleotide messenger RNA. Lineage: Eukaryota; Viridiplantae; Streptophyta; Bryopsida; Funariales; Funariaceae. The record is from RefSeq and is a predicted model, not a curated record.